This is a messenger RNA of Cyphellophora attinorum, 2100 nucleotides long. RefSeq names its product Peroxisomal acyl-coenzyme A oxidase 1. The record is from RefSeq and is a predicted model, not a curated record. Gene Ontology annotation, cellular component: peroxisome. Lineage: Eukaryota; Fungi; Ascomycota; Eurotiomycetes; Chaetothyriales; Cyphellophoraceae. The coding region runs from base 1 to 2100 and encodes 699 amino acids. Gene Ontology annotation, molecular function: acyl-CoA oxidase activity; FAD binding; fatty acid binding. Gene Ontology annotation, biological process: fatty acid beta-oxidation using acyl-CoA oxidase; lipid homeostasis. The transcript has a single exon.
AUGGAUUUCUCGGACGAGCUGAAGCCUGCUGACCCGCAAGGACCGGACAUCCUUCGUCAGGAGAGGGUCUCGUCUGGGCUUGAUGCUGCCCAACUCGCUCGGCACUUGCUGCAUCGCGAUGGCUUUCUUGAGCGACAGGCAAAGAUCUUGAGCAUCAUCGAGAAGCGGCCACUCUUCAAUAAGAAGAACUUACUCAACCUAGCACGUCCGCACAGAUACCACAUUGCACUAGCAAGGUCUAAGGAGCUUCGCAGACUAUCGCUUCAGCAUGGAUGGUCUCUCCAGGAUUUCAAAAUGGCGGAAUGGCUUGUGGGCGAGGUCAAUCCUUACUCGCUACACACAGUCAUGUUCAUGACUUCCAUUCGCGAACAGGCCAACGAGGAGCAACUCAAGCUCUGGCAGCCCAGAGUGGACAGUUGGGAGAUCAUCGGGUGUUACUCUCAGACUGAGCUCGGUCAUGGCAGCAAUGUGAGAGGUGUUGAGACUCAAGCAAUCUGGAACUCGGAGACCAAGGACUUCACGAUCCAUAGCCCGACCCUGACGGCAGCAAAGUGGUGGAACGGCUCCCUCGGACGCACUGCUAAUCACGCCAUUAUAAUAGCACAACUGAUGCUGCCCGAGAACGGGAAGCUUGUAUCCUACGGCCCUCAUCAAUUUGUGGCCCAGAUCCGCGACAUGAAGACCAAUAAGCCUCUGGAGGGCCUCGUGAUUGGUGAUAUCAAUGCCAAAGUUGGCUACGCAGGAAUGGACAAUGGCUAUAUGCUUUUCAAGAAUUUCAAGAUACCGCAUUCGGCCCUGCUGUCGCGGCAUACAGGUAUCACCCUCGAUGGCAAGUACAUCAAACCCAAGAACCAGGCAAUCGUGUAUGGGAGCAUGACAUUUGUACGCGCUCAGAUCAUUAUGGACUGUCGGAUGGGCCUCGGGAGAGCAUGUACCAUUGCGGUCAGAUAUCUCUCGAUACGGCGACAAUUCGCAGAUCGCGACGGGUCAAGUCCCGAAGAAUUAGCCGUCCUCAACUAUCCGUCAGUUCAGAUGAGAGUAUUACCACUUCUGGCGACAGUCUACGCGCUUCACUAUACCGGAGAGUCCAUGUUCAACCUGUACUGGGCCACCAGGUCGAGCGUCGACAAAGGCGAUUUCUCUCGACUGGCUGAGCUACAUGCUGCUUCCUCAGGUCUGAAGUCAUGCUGUACUCUUCUCGUUGCAGACGGCAAUGAAGUAUGUCGACGAGCAUUGGGUGGCCACGGCUUCGCUGGUGCUAGUGGUAUGAUCCCGAUCACUACAGAUCAUCUCGACAAACCCACAGUGGAAGGAGAUAGCUUCAUGAUCUCACAGCAGACUGCAAGUUAUCUGAUAAAGCGAGUCGAGUCCUGCGUCAAAAGUACUGAGGCAAGCGUCGGAGAGCCUGUCGACCACCACAUCCGCGCUUUCCUGCAAGGAUCUGGCCCUAGACAUUACGAUAUCUACAACAAAGACAGCGACAUCUUGGAUGCCUUCCGGUAUCGCUUCGCAUAUCUAGCCCACAAAGCCUACCAAGGCCGCGUCGAGCAAAAGCAAUCUUGGACGAGCUUGAUGGUCAGCCUCCACCGUUUGUCCCAAGCAUGGUCAGAAUGCAUCCUGAUCGAGAAUUUUUAUAAUGCCAUGUUCGGCGCUCGUCCCGAUCCUCCAAUCGCUGAAGCCACACACACAGUCCUCAAAGACGUGUUCAGGCUCUUUGCUCUAUCGACAAUCGACAAGCAAGGCACCGAAUUCGUGGUGUCAGGUGCGCUUCGACCAGAACAACUUGCAGAUCUGACUCCGACCAUCCAGAGAAUUAUGAAGGCUGUCCGUCCCCAUGCAGUCCCACUCAUGGACGCUUUCUCGAUACCAGAUUAUCUACUCGAUAGUGCUCUCGGCAGGUACGAUGGCGAUGUUUACCGAGCGAUGUGGCAGAGAUCGCAUUUGGAGAAUCCACUGAACGUGGAAAUCUUCAAUCCUGACUUCCGGAGCGAGGAGAUAAUUAUGGGUGAAGGAGAAGAGACUGCGCGCAAGCGCUUAGAGGCCAUGGCGAAUGGCACUUUCGGCCAUGAGCAAAGAUUAGCACCUAGAGCUAAGAUAUAA